Messenger RNA from Doryrhamphus excisus (bluestripe pipefish), 6944 nucleotides. The record is from RefSeq and is a predicted model, not a curated record. NCBI's taxonomy places the organism in Eukaryota, Metazoa, Chordata, Actinopteri, Syngnathiformes, Syngnathidae.
CUUCAUUAAGGGUUAUUGCUUCUGUAUUGUGUGACUGCACACUUGUCCAGAUGUGGCAUUGCUCCUAUUGUUGCUCAGUUAGAUAAUGGAUGUUGCAGUGGUACCUCGGUUUUCAGAGGAUUUUGGUUUACAAUGAAAAUUUUAGCCAAAAAUAUGUCUUGGUUUUUGUAUAUUGUCCCAGUUAUCGUACGGCCAAACAGUGUGCCUAACAAAGCGGAACCAUAAUUUCUGGUGUAUAAGAUGCCAAUUUUUUGCUCAUGCUUUGAACCCUGUGGCUUGUACAAUUACGCGGCUCAUUUAUGGCUAAAAACCAAAUUUCAAAUGAUGCUGAGAUUGCAGCUUCAGGAAGUAGUUAGAGACCAGAGACCAAGGAAAAUGUAUGUAAUGUAAAAAAAUGUAAAAAAGUAUUUAAUGAUAAACAAAGAGGCCAGUGACAGAAGGUCACCGGGAAGCUAAAAUUACAAACAAAAGAGUACAAAAUAUCAAAUAAGGAUUUACAAAGUUGCUCAACUACUUCUAGACAGUAGGCAGCAAAAAUACGAGUACAAGACAGCGAUGAGGCAUGACAAGGCAAACGAUCUGAAAGGGGGAAAAUGGAAGUGGAGUGGUAUAAGAAGGCCUAAUGGCUGAUAGGCAACAGGUGUGCAGACUAGGAGAGCAAGGCAGGAGUCGGCUGCAGGACAGAACAGAGACAACAGGGGGUUGUCGGCAGCAGACCAAAACAAGUGCAGGUCAUGAAAAUGGUGACGUGAACGAGGCUUAUGAUAUCUUUGAUCAGACGCAUCUUAAAAUACCUGGAAAAGACAACCAUUGAAGUCAUGCGCCAGUCUGUGGAUCUUUGAGGGCCAGACUCUUACACCUUAUUUUACCUCAAACACCAAUCCGCAUUCUCCUGGUUACCUUGAAACCAUGUCAAGCAUUGUUUUUCAGUUGGCAAGAUGGCCACUCGGAGGGGUGAUCCGGUAUUUUUUUCCGCUGCUAUUGAUGGGAGAGUGGUGCCACGCAUCUCCCUCAGGGCCGGAGUCAGACUCCUGUUCUACAUUGGUACAAAGCCGCUUCUUUGGCUUCUUCCUGUCAUCAUCAGUAUUCCCCAGUGUGCCUUGCUCUUGGACCCUGCAGAAUCCUGAUCCCCGCCGUUACACCAUCUUCAUCAAGGUAACAAAACCUACCGAGGACUGCCUGCCAUUGCAGCAUCGUACUUUCCAAUAUGACUCCUUCCUGGAGACCACACGUACCUACCUAGGAAUUGAGAGCUUUGACGAGGUUGUACGACUUUGCGACACGUCUACCCCGAUGGCCUUUUUAGAGGUCGGGAAGCAGUUUCUCCAAAUGACGAAGAGUCCUCAUCCGAAAGGUGCAACCAGUACCAGUGACCGUGGAAAUUUCAAAGUUGAGUACCUGGUUGUCGGAAAACGUAACCCCAGCAUGGCAGCCUGUCAGAUGCUGUGCCAGUGGCUGGAGGACUGCCUCGCCCCCAGCACAUCAAGCAGGCCGUGUGGCAUUAUGCAGAUGCCGUGUACGUGUUGGAUGUCACCACCACAGCAUAGCGAUGGCAACAGCUGCUACCACAAUGGAGUUUACCUGGAUAACUGUUUAACCGGCGUCGGAGGAAGUGGAAACGCUCCUAAAAUAAACGUCUUAGGUAAAGGCCUGCAUGUUUCCCGCAGUCAGUCGCUUCGUUCAGUGGACAGUCGCAAGCGUGAAGAUGUCGACAAGUCCUACAGUGGACAACAGAACCCUCAGACAGUAGACUCAGCCUCAGGUGAGGAGUGGUCAGCAUGGAGUGUGUGUUCUGCCACAUGUGGGGAGGGCUGGCAGAGUCGCACUCGUUUCUGUGUGUCCUCCUCCUACAGCACCCAGUGUAGUGGGCCACUGCAGGAGCAGAGGAGUUGCAACCCUGCUGUUUGUCCAGUGGCCGGUGCUUGGGAUGAAUGGUCUCCAUGGAGUUUAUGUUCGUCAACCUGCGGCAGAGGUUAUAGGUCCCGGACACGAACCUGCACUCCUCCCCAGUUUGGAGGAGAUCCCUGUGAGGGUCCAGAGAAACAGACCAAGUUCUGUAACAUAGCUGUCUGUCCAGUGGAUGGAGUGUGGAAUGAGUGGUCCACUUGGAGCUCCUGCUCAGCCUCCUGUUCUAACGGGACAAUGCAGCGGACAAGGGAGUGUAACGGCCCCUCGUAUGGCGGUUCGGAAUGCAGAGGCGAGUGGCUGGAGACUGUGGACUGCUUCCUCGGGGAAUGUCCUGUGGAUGGUAGGUGGCAGCCAUGGUCUUUGUGGUCAAGUUGUUCCAAAACUUGUGGUGGGGGCAGCCAGCAGAGAAACAGAAUAUGUUAUGGGCCCUUUUUUGGAGGGCAGACUUGCCCUGCAGAACGAGAGGAGAUUCGACACUGUAAUGAAAAAAGAUGCCCGGAACCUCAUGAAAUAUGCGGCGAAGACAACUAUUCCAACGUUGUUUGGAAGAUGACUCCUGCUGGAGAUACGGCAGCAGUACGAUGUCCUCCCAAUGCAAUGGGGCUUAUUCUCCGUCACUGCACCCUUGAUGAGGAGGGAAUUGCAUUCUGGGAGAAUCCUACUUAUAUGAAGUGCAUUUCCAAUGAUUAUCGCAGCAUCCAGACUUUGACACGGGAUCAUUUAUCCAAAGCACAGCGAGGCCUUGUGGGAGAUGGAGUCUCGGAAGUGAUGACUAAACUGAGAGUCACUUCCAGUGACGGCACCAGCUACAGCGGGGAUUUGCUGGCCAUUAUAGACGUCCUGAAGAACAUGACUGAAAUCUUCAGGAGGGCAUACUACAGCCCCAGCAGCGCAGACAUGAGGAACUUUGUGCAGUCGGUCAGCAAUUUGCUAAUGGAAGAGAACAGGGAACGAUGGGAAGAAGCACAACUGCUGGGUCCAAAUGUCAAAGAGCUGUUCCGCCUGAUUGAGGACUUUGUGGAUGUCAUUGGUCUUAGAAUGAAAGACUUUCAGGACAUGUAUGAAGUGACUGAUAACCUAGUUUUGAGCAUCCAUAAGCGUCCGAUGCUGGGUAACGCUGACAUCAGUUUCCCCAUGAAGGGCUGGAGGGGCAUGGUGGAUUGGGCCCGCAACUCAGAGGACAAAGUCACCAUUCCAAAACACAUCCUGUUAACGGGAAAGACAGAUUCAGAUGACACCUCGACGUUUGUAACGGGAAUAGUUCUGUACAGAAACCUGGGAAGCCUUCUGAAUUUCCAGAGAAACAGCACAGUUCUCAACUCCAAGAUUGUAUCAGUCACCAUCAAACCCACCCCUGCGUCCCUCUCUGCUCCAGUUACCGUUGAAUUCUCUCACUUGUUCAACGGCACCACAAACCAGACCUGUAUAUCCUGGGACGAGAGUGAGAGCUCCUCUCUGCUGGGAUCCUGGUCUGCUAGGGUCUGCAAAGCCGUGCUCGUCGAUUCAUUCAGAAGCAAAUGCAUGUGUGACAGACUGUCCACCUUCGCCAUUUUAGCACGGCUUAAUCCCGAAAUGAACAUGGAUAAGACACAGCUUCCAUCUGUGACAAUGAUUGUGGGCUGUGGAGUAUCUUCACUAACAUUGUUGCUGCUCAUCAUCAUCUAUGUGUCUGUCUGGAGGUACAUUCGGUCUGAACGCUCAGUCAUUCUAAUCAACUUCUGCCUCUCAAUCAUUUCCUCCAAUGCCCUUAUUCUCAUUGGACAGACCCAGACACGGAAUAAGGUUUUAUGCACCGUAAUUGCUGCAUUUCUUCAUUUCUUUUUUCUAUCGUCAUUCUGCUGGGUCCUGACGGAGGCAUGGCAGUCGUACAUGGCAGUGACAGGUCGCCUAAGGAAUCGGAUCAUACGCAAGCGGUUUCUCUGUCUUGGCUGGGGUCUCCCUGCAUUAGUUGUUGCAAUCUCAGUGGGCUUCACCAAGGCAAAGGGCUAUGGAACACCCAGCUACUGCUGGUUGUCUUUGGAAGGAGGUCUUCUCUAUGCAUUUGUUGGACCCGCUGCCACUGUUGUCUUGGUUAACAUGGUUAUUGGGAUUCUCGUUUUUAACAAACUGGUGUCCAAAGACGGCAUUACUGAUAUGAAACUAAAGGAGAGGGCGGGUCAGAUGACAGUGCCACUGUACAAUAUGACGCUCAAAUGUGCCAAGUGUGGAGUUAUCUCGUCGGCUGACGUAUCCACCACAGCUACCAGUAACGCCAUGGCUUCACUGUGGAGCUCCUGCGUGGUUUUGCCCCUUCUGGCUCUCACGUGGAUGUCAGCCGUCCUCGCCAUCACUGACCGGCGCUCCGCACUAUUCCAGAUUCUUUUUGCCGUCUUUGACUCACUGGAAGGCUUUGUCAUUGUCAUGGUGCACUGCAUCCUGCGACGAGAGGUUCAGGAGGCGGUAAAGUGUCGAGUGGUGGAUCGUCAGGAAGACGGUAACGGGGAUUCAGGUGGAUCUUUCCAGAAUGGCCAUGCUCAGCUUGUGACUGACUUUGAGAAAGAUGUUGAUAUGGCUUGCAGAUCAGGUACUGUGAAGCCCUCAUCCGUCCACGGAGAGGAAAAAACUUCUUCUGGAGCUCUCACCCUUCAGAAGGGAUCAAACUUCAACACCAUGCCAGCCAGUAUGGCCAAAGUCCACCUCCAGAAUAUGGCGGACUACACCAGCCACACACUGACUCUACGCAGGGAGAAAGGUACCACCAAAGGAAUCAGCACUGAGUUGCCAGGUGCCAAAUCCAUUUACAUUUGUGACAGCGAGCUCUUUAAGCAGCUGGAUGGAGAUGUUCCUCGAGGGAACGGAGAGGGAAGCAGCUAUGAGGGCAGUGGCAAAUCCCCGGGGUUAGUUCUUUUACCGACCAACAACACGGGCACCCUAAAGCCGGCCAAGGGCAAAGACGAUCAAGCCACUAAGUAUAACAUCAGUGUUGAGCAGCUGCCUCAGACGCGGCUCAUCCACCUGGCUAACCCCGUCGGUGGCGAGCCGGUGCCCGGCUUUGGACUGAAGAGCCUGCCCGCUGACCAGGUCAGUGUGUCAUGCUCAGAGAGAGACUCACCUGCGCACAACCUCCAAAACGUGCCAAGAGACUCGCAGGCGGCCAGCAGCCAAUGUGAUGGGGCAGAAUCCGGAAACUCUGUUGUGAUGACCAAGAGCGAGACCGUUUCGACACUAUCGAUGAGCUCCCUGGAGAGGCGAAAAUCACGCUAUGCAGAGCUUGACUUUGAGAAGAUAAUGCACACCCGGAAACGCCACCAGGACAUGUUUCAGGACCUGAACAGGAAGAUUCACAGUGCAGACAAGGAUAGAGAUUCUCCACCUGUUGAUGCCAAUGCUACCAAAAGAUGGAGUGUGUCCUCUGCCAGCAGCGACAAGACCAACAUAAGUGAUAAGCAGCACACCCCAAGUAAGAGGGUGUGGGAAGGCAUCAAAAAGACCCACUCCCCCCCAUCCUGGGUCAGGAAGGACCUGGCCACGGCAGCGGCUCCCUCCCCUUUGGAAAUGCAGGCGGUGGAGUGGGAGAAGACAAGUGCAACCAUCCCUUUAGUGGGCCAGGAGAUCAUGGACCUGCAGACGGAGGUGUGAUAAAUCAUAUUUCACUUUGGCUUUUGGACAAACGAGCAACAGCAACACGCCACAUGUACUGGAUGGAGGGCACUGAAAAUACGAGGAAAAGUGGGAAGUGGAACUGGCAUCAUGAUGUCUAUUUGUACGUCAUUUUCAUAUCACGUUCCGAUGGUCUUUUUAUCAGAUAUGAACUUAUCUCCCUCUGAAUAUGGACAUGCAUACCAAACUGUGUCAGAUUGUGUGUGUGGGGGGGGGGAUUCAGCGACUCCUUGUGUAUCAUACAUGAAGGUAAAAUGACCUGUUGUCUAGUAUGUAUGUAAUGGUUGUAAUGUAAUUAGUCAUGUAUCCCUUUUUUUUUUUUUUUUUUCAUUUUUGGAUCAAAGUGUUACUUCAUCUCCGUUGCAUUCGCUUUUUUCUUCCAAACUGAUGUUUUACAUGGAUCAAGUUUUUCCGUUUCCGUAAUGGAAUGAAAUCUCAACAAGAAGUUUUGAAGAGGCAGACUGCCAAGAAUCCACCGCUGUGCCCCUUAAUGCAAUCCCCUCCCCCUUCACGCCUCCUCUACUACUACAUCCUUUUGGCUCCUGUACUUUAUCCACCCCGGCAAGACAAGUGAAAGGGGGAAAUAGGAUAAAAAAAAAAAAAAAACAUGAGCCAAAAUGGCACAUAACUAUCUAAUUGGGUCUCAACCUCGGUGCCACCCACAGAAACGACUUUGCUGCUGCAUCCAGACAGCCGUCAGCACAUCCGACUUCAUGCUAUUUCUUCAUUUGUUGACAUUUUACACUUCAUGAACAAGCUAAUAAGGAAUGUGAGUGCGGGUAAUGGAAGAUGUGUACGUGAAUGGAUCUAUAAAUAUAUAUCUAUAAUGUCAUGAUGAUACAUACAAGGAAGAGUUGACUUAAAAGAACAAUGGGUUUUGCAAAGAAAGCACAAUGAUGUACAGCAUUGUAAUUAUUUCACAGAGUUCUACAGAUCGGAUUUUAGCCUUUCAAUGUCUUUCAUAAUGUGCUUGGGGAAUAGUUGUCAUCAUUGAUACAAUAUCAAUAUCAUCAUUGAUAUACAAAUAUGAACAGAAAUCUACCCUUGUCUUUUUUUCAGGAUACCGGACUACAUGUGUGUUCUGUAUCACAAUCGUAAUCGUGCGUGUUUUUAUAUCACCGCCAUUUACUCUUUUUGGAAGCUUUACCUUUAAGACGCUUUCCCCUUGCCCCCGCCCACCCCCCCUCACUCAUCUGCCCCAAUCACAAUCAUGUGCCCCCAGCCUGUCAUAUAUACGGCCCCUUCCCCACAAGUCCUUACUUGCCUUUUGAUUUGACCUGGGGUUGCCUGUUUUUAAUGUACAGUUUUCAGAGCACACAAUGAAUGUGUCUUAUUUCUAUUAAAAACAUAUCUAUAUACCAAAACAAAAGCAAUCAUCAUGAUUUAUUGCUGCGGUU